Molecule: messenger RNA, 2515 nt
Organism: Ictidomys tridecemlineatus (thirteen-lined ground squirrel)
Lineage: Eukaryota; Metazoa; Chordata; Mammalia; Rodentia; Sciuridae
Gene: Cnot7
Product: CCR4-NOT transcription complex subunit 7
Cellular component (GO): CCR4-NOT complex
Molecular function (GO): nucleic acid binding; poly(A)-specific ribonuclease activity
Source: RefSeq, a predicted model, not a curated record
CCGCCGCCGCCGGGUGCUGCCUCUAUGGCGAGGAGGAGGAGGAGGAGCGCCAGCUCAGAGACACAAGUACAUAAAUAAAGGACAAAGUAUUUUAUGAAACAGAUCUUCAAUCAAAUAUAACAUUUUGAUGCUUGGCAUCUAGACUCCCUUCUGCCCUCACUAUGCCAGCAGCAACUGUAGAUCAUAGCCAAAGAAUUUGUGAAGUUUGGGCUUGUAACCUGGAUGAAGAAAUGAAGAAAAUUCGUCAAGUUAUCCGAAAAUAUAAUUACGUUGCUAUGGACACCGAGUUUCCAGGUGUGGUUGCGAGACCCAUUGGAGAAUUCAGGAGUAAUGCUGACUAUCAGUACCAGCUAUUGCGAUGUAAUGUAGACUUGUUAAAGAUAAUUCAGCUAGGACUGACAUUUAUGAAUGAACAAGGAGAAUACCCUCCAGGAACUUCAACUUGGCAGUUUAAUUUUAAAUUUAAUUUGACGGAGGACAUGUAUGCCCAGGAUUCUAUAGAGCUACUAACAACAUCUGGUAUCCAGUUUAAAAAACACGAGGAGGAAGGAAUUGAGACCCAGUACUUUGCAGAACUUCUUAUGACUUCAGGAGUAGUCCUUUGUGAAGGAGUUAAAUGGUUAUCAUUUCACAGUGGUUAUGACUUUGGCUAUUUAAUCAAAAUUCUGACCAAUUCUAAUUUGCCCGAAGAGGAACUUGACUUCUUUGAGAUCCUUCGAUUGUUUUUUCCUGUCAUUUAUGAUGUGAAGUACCUCAUGAAAAGCUGCAAAAAUCUUAAAGGUGGAUUACAAGAAGUUGCUGAACAGUUAGAGCUGGAACGAAUAGGACCACAACAUCAGGCAGGAUCUGAUUCAUUGCUUACAGGAAUGGCCUUUUUCAAAAUGAGAGAAAUGUUCUUUGAAGAUCAUAUUGAUGAUGCCAAAUAUUGUGGUCAUUUGUAUGGCCUUGGUUCUGGUUCAUCCUAUGUACAGAAUGGCACAGGGAAUGCAUAUGAAGAGGAAGCCAACAAGCAGUCAUGACAUGAAAUAGUCCUUUUUAUUUUAUUUGACCUACACACAUGCUUGUAUAUAGGUUUUAUCUCUGGUUGAAUCCUUUGAACAAUAGACAAUACGUUUUCCCCCCUUUUGUAGCCCAUUUGUUUUUUGCCUUUCAGUACUAAGUAUGACCGUUCCUAUCUCAGAUCUUAAUAAAUAGAAGUAUAUUCAGGUUAAAUUUGGCCUUAAUUUAAAAUAUUUGUUAGCAAGCGUGUGUGAUAGAGUGGGGAAAGCUACAUCAUAUUGAAUAAUUUGAUAAACUUUACCUACUUGAGCUUGUCCCCUCCUCUGCUCCCCCCCCCACGCCCUUUCCUAAAUUAACUAGCACUGACUGUAAUUUAUUUCCCUGUUUCAUGUCUCUCCCUUCCGUUCUGCAGGAGUUUUAGCUAUUUGAGAUUGUGGACCAUCAAUUGUGCACUUUAGAGAGUGAUUCCAAUCCUCUGUUUUAUCAGAAAUUGUGGUUUUUCUUGCUCUUAGCUAGAAAAAUGACCAUCUGCCAACUUUCUACAGUAUUUUGUUUUGACCUACAGAAUAUAAUUGCACAGGUGUUGUGCAAAUUGUUGAUUCAGCAAGACUAACAACAACGAACUACUGAGGAGCUUAAUAACUACUGUUUCUGUAUGUAGUGUUUAAUCUUCCAAGCACAUCUAGUGUCUGUCAGUUUCUCAUUGGCAUAUGUAGGCUGCUCUGUGACUGAAGAAUUUUCAAACCAGCUUUACACCCUUCAGGAAAAAAAAAAAAAAAAAACCCUUGUGAUUGGAUAUUUAGUAUCUGCCAGGAAACUGGAAUUCAAGAGAUUGAGGCUACACUUAUUUUAUGAUAGCACACUUCCCUUGAUCUGCUUUUUAUUCCAUCACUGUUAACCCUUUUUAUUUUAUAGCCAUACUUAUGAUGCUCUUGAUUUGUUGAUUAUACAGAUCAAUUUCAUUAAAGUCCAAAGAACAAGUCUUUAGGUAUAUUUUGUAUCAAAUUAAAAGAGAAAAAUUGUGCUUUCAUAGUUGCUACAAAGAAAUACUGGAGAGAUUUGGUGCGGAAACAACAAAACACAAUAUAUAUAUACACACACAAACACAUAUAUAUAGCUAAUAAAAUUACCUGAGGAGUGUAAUGCUUGUUUAUUUUUUUGUGUAUAUCUUUGCAAUCUAUUUUAUAUAUAUUUGACAAAAGAGACUGUGAAAUAUUUAGCCAUGCAGAAUAUGUGACCAGACCAGAGCAUGUGUAGGAAGACUUUUUGGUAAUCUUUAACUCUACCCUAAAAUGAUGGACUACAAGUUAUUAUGUGUUACCUACACUUCAAUCAGUAAUAUUAGCAAAUCUCCAAGUGUUAGAAACAUUAGUUUGUUUCCCUUGUACAUUCUUUAUUCAUAUUACAAUGCUGUAACUGGGUGGUCCUUUUUAAACAAAACAUUAUUUGCAAAACAGAGGGUAUUAUUUGUUUUUAAAGCUUUUGUAAAUAAAGGCUUCAGAAAUGUUUUCCUAAA